This is a messenger RNA of Capsella rubella, 477 nucleotides long. Its product is annotated as S-protein homolog 13. The coding region runs from base 7 to 477 and encodes 156 amino acids. The transcript has a single exon. NCBI's taxonomy places the organism in Eukaryota, Viridiplantae, Streptophyta, Magnoliopsida, Brassicales, Brassicaceae. The record is from RefSeq and is a predicted model, not a curated record.
UCCCAAAUGGGGAGAGACCUCCUCUGGUGUUUCUUCGUGGUCUUAGCGGUGUUGUCACCAAAACCAACCAGUGCAGGUCGUCUAGAGCUAAGGAACGAAAUCUCUGGCGUCUCUAGCGUAAGAAAAGCGAAGCUUGCUGUGAGGUGCUGGUCAAACGAGGACGACUUGGGAUGGGACAUGUUAAAGCCUAAGGAGUCAAGGAUAUGGAAGUUCACGACGAUGAACUUGUGGCCGUUCCAGAAAACUGAGUUUAGGUGCCAGUUUCGUUGCGGGUUUGGAACCACGGACGAAGAUGUGGUGACAGUGUUCUCUGUCAAAGACGGGUUUAGGAAAGAGUGUGGUGUAGGUGGGGAUGAGUGCUUUUGGGUUGCCAAGAAAGAUGGAUUCUAUCUAAGAAAGAUCGUUAAGGGUUUUGAUGAUGAUGGUCGGAAGAACUUUGUUGAUGUCCUCGAAAGCAAAUGGGUUUGGAAAUGGUGA